Molecule: messenger RNA, 15291 nt
Organism: Microbotryum saponariae
Lineage: Eukaryota; Fungi; Basidiomycota; Microbotryomycetes; Microbotryales; Microbotryaceae
Source: the annotation of a GenBank genome assembly
AUGGACACCCCACCCAUGGCCUCAUCGUCCCAUGGUCGUGCGCUAGAUGGUGACCAUGAGCCUCCUCAACCCUCUACGUCCACCACAACCCCCACGGGCUCCACGUUGGACCUAGCUCCUCUCCGACUGUACCUCAACCAACUCGUACCCCUCAUUCUGGGCGCACGGCCCUCGGAACUUGAACCCAUGUACAACGACCCUUCGUUCGAAGCGAUCGUCACCAAGUGGGCGAAUGAACCGAGUCAGGGGAGUGUGUACGUCGUCAAGUCGAGAAUCGAACCUGACGACGAUGAGGAUCAGCUCGAGCAGUCACGAGGUACGCGCCGGAGUCAGCCUUCAGCCUGGACCACACAGUUGUGGGCACUCUUCAACACGCAGAAAGGCACAACCACACAUUUGCAACAAGAACUGAUUGGAGGCUCGGAUCCCCCGCAGACGCCUCGGAUGCACCGACCUAUUCGUUCCUGCUCGCUCCCGUGCUCUCCUAUUCUAGCACCCAAGCGGCGACCUUGGCCCUGAUCAAGCACUCGUCGACGCUCGACCCGAGUCUCCCCCUCUCGACCCAACUCCAUUGCCUCAACCUUUUCGGUCCCGCAGCUUCGGCCUCCUCAUCCUCCAGUACCUCGGCUCUGAGCCCGUCUUCAGAAUCUUCAGCGACCAACGUCGGAUCAACCGUCUACGAGGGUUUGCAUCGCCUUGUCCACUACGGUGUCGCACCUGCUUUCGAGGCGUUCGUCGAGAGUAAAGCGAUCAAGGAGAAGCAGUUGGAGCUGGCGAGUGGCAGAAGUCGAAGGCGACAGGACGACAACAAGGAGAACGACUCCAAGUUGGGCAUCCCCAUGACCAAGAAGAAGUUUGCCGAACUCGAAUUAAGCUUGUUGCACCGUACGUCAUCCGAGUUCGUCAUAAAGGUUACGGUGGAGCAAACGAAACUGAGCUCUCCAUUGGAACAUAAAUAGUCCAACAAAAUGUCGAGAUACCCGACAUCGUCUUGUCGAUCCACCCGACCAUCUCCGCCGCCAUCGCUUCGGCCCAAGCAGCCGGGGUCCAACCCUCGGUCGACCUGAUCGACGCCUCGAUCCUCGAAGACUCGACUUUCCUCAACAAACUACAGUCCGAAGUAAACUCGUGGAUCAAAGAGAUUCAAAACGUCACCAAACUCUCACGCGACGUCGCUUCGGGUACGGCUUCGCAAGAGAUCAAUUUCUGGCUGGCGAUGGAGAAGGCGUUGGAGAGCAUCGAGGAACAACUCAGAAGCGAUCCGAUCGUGUUGACGUUGGAUAUCCUCAAGACUGCAAAGAGGUUCCAUGCGACCGUUUCUUUCAUGUCUGAUACGGGGUUGAGGGGCGCGACAGAGAUUGGUGGGUUUGCUCGGAAAGCUGGCUCACCUCACGGAAAGCUGAUUCAACGCAGAGGAGUGCUCCCACAGUCACCAAGUACAACCAGUUGAUGAAGGAUUUUCCGUUGAACGAGUUGCUCGCUGCAACGGACCUCGCCAAGGUCCAGGACUCGUUGCAUUUGAUCUUUGGUCAUGUCAACAAGAAACUCAAGCUUUCGUGAGUGUCCAUGUGGUGACCCACUUAGACUGCGUUUCCUGAUUGAGCCGAUCUUGUGGUCCCGCGUCGCAGACCUUACCCGAUUCGACGCGCCUUACCUCUCGUCGAAGCCAUCUCCCAAGACCUCAAUGACCAACUGCUCAAAGUCCUCGGCUCGCAACGUCUGGCCUACCUCGACUACGCCGCUUUUGAACGUUCCAUGUCGGCAUGUUCGGCCGUCUUCCACGCGUGGGACGAAGGGCUCAAAGAGUUCACGACCGUUGCGCGUGACGUGACGAGGAAGAGGAACGAGAAAUUCAUUCCUAUCAAGAUCAAUGCCCGGCAUGCGGCUUUGCAGGAGAGGGUUGGAUAUUUCAGACAGUUCAGGAAGCAGCAUCAUCAGUUGCAGGUCAUGGUGGGACCGCUUGGGACUGAGGUCGGUGGUGCCAAGAGGAUCACGACCGGUGCGACGGCUGAGGGAGGGCAGGAAAGAUACGCGAGCGUCUUGAACGAUGUUGAUAUGGAUGCCGAGGUCAAGCUGGCGUACGAGAACGUCAAAAACGUCGAUGUGUUGGAUGUCUCUUCCGGUGAGCAGCUAGUGAUCCCCCGUGGUUACAGCAGCUUUGUAUGCUAACGAGGCGAAUUCCCUCAUAGAGGGAACCGAGAUCUGGGUCACGGCCGAAACGAGCUACAACGAACGCGUUGCGCGAGUCGAGAACCAAAUCAUUGCUCGACUGAGGGACCGUUUGGCGAGUGCGAGGAACGCGAACGAGAUGUUCCGCGUAUUCAGCAAGUUCAACGCCCUCUUCGUACGACCCAAGAUUCGAGGUGCGAUUGCCGAGUACCAGUCCGAGUUGAUCGAUUCGGUCAAGGAAGAUAUCCGCGCCUUGCACGACAAGUUCAAGCGCUCGUAUGCGCAGUCCGAGGCGUACCAUAUGUCGCAACUUCGUGACCACCCACCUGUGUCGGGUGCGAUCGUUUGGGCCAAGCAGAUCGAACGUCAGUUGUUGGCGUACAUGAAGCGCGUCGAGGACGUAUUGGGUAAAGGGUGGGAGUUGUAUGCCGAAGGGACCAAGCUGCAAGCCGAGUCACAGAGUUUCCGUCGCAAGCUCGACACUCGACCCAUUUACGACGCUUGGUUGCACGACAUCCAACGCCGCAACUUGCAAAUCACGGGAAGGUUGUUCGACAUCACCAAGAGUCGAGCGCAGGGUGGGCAACUGCAACUCGUCGUCAAUUUCGAUGCGCAGAUCAUCACGCUUUUUAAGGAGGUUCGCAAUCUUGUUUGGUUGGGCUUUUCGGUCCCUCAUACAAUCUCCAAUAUCGCCAAAGAUGCUAAACGCGUGUACCCGCACGCCGUGUCGUUGAUGGAGACCGUCCGAACCUAUUCGCAAACAAUCGCCAAGCUCCAAGCCAAUCCUGGCAUCGCGGCGCUCGUCGCCGAGUUUCGAACGAACGCUCAGCAGCAGAUCACCAAGGGAAUGAAUGUGCGAUGGGAACACGUCGUCAACUCGUUCGAUUCGAGGCAUGCUCUAUCGACGUACCUCCCUGGCUCGAGUUCGACGACGAGCACUUCGAACGAUGUUGCGAUCGGCGGCGGAAAACAUGGCGUCUACGUGCGUGAAUUCGCCAGUGUCGUCUCCGCGUUCCAAGACCGCACGGACGCGCUCAUCGACAUGUACGCCGAGUUGACGCGCACGAUCGACAACCUCGCGACGUGCGCUUAUGACCCGACUGCGUUUGCGGCUUUGCUCGAGUCGGUGCAAAAGACAAUUGAUCAGCUCAAUCUGGAAGGGUACGCCAAUUUGGACGCUUGGGUCGCCGAGUUGGAUACCAAGAUUGAGGCGAUUUUGCUGACGCGGUUGAGGGCGGUCAUCGAUCGAUGGUGCGUCGAGUUCCGACGAGAGGCCGAGCAGGGACAGAGUGGUGGAGGGGAGGGGUCCGCCCCGAGGAAACGUGUCGCGACGAAUGCGGGUGGCGUGGUCAAGGAUGGUGCUGCCACCGCGACGACGGCUGGAGCGCCUGCCGUUGAAGGAGAUGGUCUGCAACUCGAAUCCGUUGUGCAUGAGAUCCGCAUUCAGAAUCAAGUCAUCUACCUCGACCCUCCGAUCGAACGAGCUCGUCAGAGCUGGUACUCGCAACUUCAUCGAUGGCUCGGCGUCUUAUGUGGUCUCAGGCGCAUCCAAUCUUCGCGGUACGAGAUCGGUCUCAAGUUGCGCUCCUCGGCCGCUCAACAACCCGCCAAUUACAUGGGUUUGUUGAGUCAAUUGACGGAUGGUACGCUCGAGAAACCCUUCGCGCUCGUCGAGGACAAGUUGCGCGAGAUCUUGCAGUAUGUCAACAAGUGGCUGCAGUUCCAAUCGCUCUGGGACCUCGAGUCGGACUUCGUCUCUGCACGCCUGGGCGACUCGCUUGCUUCGUGGCAACAGUUGUUGCUUGAGAUUCGUAAGACGCGUGGGACCUUUGACAAUUCAGAGACACAGCGCUCGUUUGGUGUUGCCGUCAUUGACUACGAACAGGUUCAGAGCAAGGUCAACGCCAAGUACGAUACGUGGCAGCGCGACAUUCUUGGUCGUUUCGGAUCCAAGUUGGGUUCCACAAUCAAGGAGACCCAUGCGGCGAUCCAGAAAGCUCGACAUGACUUGGAGCACCAUUCGAUCGAGGGGUCUUCAACGGCUGCGACGGUGUCGUUCAUCACGUACGUUCAGGACGUCAAGCGCAAGGUCAAGCAAUGGGCGCCCAUGGUCGAGAUCUUUACGCAGGGGCAAAAGACGCUUGAACGCCAGCGCUACCAGUUCCCCAAUGAUUGGCUUCACGUCGAUCAGAUCGAAGGAGAAUGGUCUUCUUUCAAUGACAUUUUGGCGCGCAAGAACGCCUCCAUCCAGGAUCAGUUGGCGGGUUUGCAGCUCAAGAUCGUUGCGCAAGAUCAGAUCUUGCACAACCGCGUCAACGAGGUUGUCGUCGAUUGGGAAGCAAACAAGCCGAUCCAAGGGUCGCUCAAGGCUGAUGCGGCGAUGACGGCGAUCAACAUCUUUGAACAACGCGUCGAACGCCUCAAGGAUGAAUUGGACGAAGUUGCACGCGCCAAGGAGGCGUUAGAUCUUGAUCUCGUCAAGGACGAUCGACUCGAACCGGUUCGGGAAGAAAUUCGAGACCUCAAGGCCGUAUGGACGGCGUUGUCGGGCGUAUGGGCUCAAAUCGCCGAAGUGAGAGAGACGUUAUGGACCUCUGUCCAAGCUCGCAAAUUAAGGCAAUUGCUUGAUGGUCUCCUCGCGACGACGAGGGACAUGCCCUCCCGCAUGCGCCAAUACGCCGCUUUCGAAUACGUGCAGGAGGCAUUGAGGGCGUUGCUCAAGUCGAAUGCUCUGAUCGGGGACCUCAAGUCCGAAGCGUUGAGGGAGAGGCAUUGGAGGCAGUUGUUCAAGUCCUUGAGGGUCGGGGCGACGUAUUCCCCUAGUUCGAUGACCUUGGGUACGGUGUGGGAUUUGGACCUGAAGAGGAACGAAAGCAUCAUCAAGGAGGUGAUUGUGCAAGCCCAGGGGGAGAUGGCCUUGGAGGAGUUCUUGAAACAGGUCAGUUGGCGAUCGAUCAUCCAAGGAUUUGAGCUCAAGGACCUGAACUAAUCCAAGGGGUUUCCCUCUUUUUUGAUAGGUCAAGGAGACGUGGACCAACUACACGCUCGACCUCGUCAACUACCAGAACAAGACGCGCCUCAUCCGCGGCUGGGACGACCUCUUCUCCAAGUGCGGCGAGAACCUCAACUCGCUCACGGCGAUGAAACUCUCGCCUUACUACAAGGUCUUCGAGGAAGAUGCGUCGUCGUGGGAGGAUCGCUUGAACCGCAUCCACGUGCUCUUCGACGUCUGGAUCGACGUGCAACGGCAAUGGGUCUAUCUUGAGGGCAUCUUUUCCGGUAGUGCCGACAUCAAGCACCUGCUGCCGAUCGAGUCGCAGCGCUUCAACAACAUCAACGCCGAGUUCCUGACCGUGAUGAAGAAGGUGUUCAAAUCGCCGUUCGUGCUAGACGUGCUCAAUAUCCAAGGCGUGCAGAAAUCGCUCGAACGCUUGGCCGACCUCUUGUCCAAGAUCCAAAAGGCGCUCGGUGAAUACCUCGAACGCGAGCGUUCGUCCUUCCCCCGCUUUUACUUUGUCGGUGACGAGGAUUUGCUGGAGAUCAUCGGCAACAGCAAGGAGAUUGUGCGCAUCGGUAAAUUCCUCAAAAAGAUGUUUGCGGGGCUUUCGUCGAUCAAGCUCGACGACGAUAUCACGCGCAUCGAAGGCAUGGCCUCGAGGGAGGGUGAAGAGGUCAUGUUCUCGACCCCGAUCAUCUUUGCCGAACACCCCAAGAUUAACGACUGGCUCACGCGACUCGAGUCCGAGAUGAAGGUCUCCCUCGCCAAGCUUCUCGCGCGCGCUUAUGCCGACCUCGAGGCGUUCUACGUCGCCGAUUCGGGACUCGAUACGGCCAAGUUCCUCGCUUGGAUCGAUGAGUACCCUGCUCAGCUCGUUGUUGUUGCGGUACAAAUUGCUUGGACGCGCCUCGUUGAGUCUGCGAUCGAAGGCCGCAAGUCGCUCACUGAUGGCCCCCUCGCCACCACCUUGCGCGGUCUCGACGUCCUCGCCGACACGGUCUUGACCGAGUUGGCACCCAUCCAACGACGCAAGUGCGAGCACCUCAUCACCGAGCUCGUGCACGAACGUGACGUGCUUCGUCUGCUCGCGGCCAAGGGUGUUUCCUCGACCAAGGACUUCGAGUGGCUCUACCACAUGCGCUUCUACCUCGACAUCUCGCGCGAGAACCCGCUCGAGCAGUUAAGCGUCCACAUGGCCUCGGCGACGUUCACUUACGGGUUCGAAUACCUCGGCGUCCCCGACCGAUUGGUCCAGACGCCGCUCACCGAUCGUUGCUACUUGACCUUGACGCAAGCGCUCGACUCUCGACUUGGGGGAUCGCCCUUCGGUCCUGCCGGUACGGGUAAGACCGAAAGUGUCAAAGCUCUGGGUGUCGCGCUCGGUCGAUUCGUGCUCGUCUUCUGCUGUGACGAGACAUUCGACUUCCAGGCCAUGGGACGCAUAUUUGUCGGCCUGUGUCAGGUUGGAGCAUGGGGAUGCUUCGACGAGUUUAAUCGACUGGAAGAGCGCAUCCUUUCGGCUGUGUCGCAGCAGAUUCAGAGCAUUCAACUCGGUCUCAGUGCGGGUUUGACCGACCCCAAUGCCGAAGUCGAGCUCGUGGGCCGACACGUCAAACUCAGUCAAGACACGGGUAUCUUCAUUACAAGUAAGUGAAGCGACGCACCUCAAAGUUUUGCAUCUCAAACAAAACUCAUGAGUUUCUCGGCCGUCUUGACAGUGAAUCCUGGCUACGCUGGUCGAUCGAAUCUCCCGGACAACUUGAAGAAGUUGUUCCGUAGUAUCGCCAUGACCCGACCCGACCGCGAGCUCAUCGCGCAGGUCAUGCUUUUCUCGCAAGGUUUCCGCACUGCUGAGACGCUCGCUUCCAAAGUCGUUCCCUUCUUCAAUCUGUGCGCGGAACAGUUGUCGUCGCAACCGCAUUACGACUUCGGUCUCCGGGCGCUCAAGGCCGUCCUCGUCAGCGCUGGUCACCUCAAGCGCGAACGAUUGCAAGCCGCUGCAGCCGCCGCUGCAGGUGACGAGGACACGACGACCACGAUCUCGAGCGUCGAUAUCCAGGAACAAGAAAUCUUGAUCCAGAGUGUGACCGAGACGAUCGUACCCAAGCUUAUCGCGGACGACGUUCCACUCUUGACGAGUUUGCUCGCCGACGUCUUCCCUGGCAUCGAUUACGUUCCCGUCAAUCUCGACAAGCUCAAGGAACACGUCCUCGCGGUCAGCGCCGAGCGUCAUCUUGUCGCCGACGAAGCAUGGCUCCAGAAAGUCAUUCAGCUCUACCAGAUCCAAAACAUCCAGCACGGUCUGAUGAUGGUCGGUCCUUCGGCGACAGGAAAAACCUCGGCUUGGCGCGUGUUGCAAGCUGCGCUCGAGCGCUUGACCGGCAUCGAGGGUGUUUCAUAUGUCAUUGACCCCAAGGCGAUCUCCAAGGAAGCGCUGUACGGAACGCUCGACUCGACGACCCGCGAAUGGAACGACGGUCUGUUCACGCACAUCUUGCGCAAGAUUGUCGAUGAUGUUCGAGCCGAGAGCACCAAGCGCCAUUGGAUCGUGUUUGAUGGCGAUGUCGAUCCCGAAUGGGUCGAGAAUCUGAACAGGUGAGUGCAUGGAUGUGCGCUGGAAUUGCGAGUUUUGCUUUGCUGCCUCUUCUGAUCUAUCGGCACCCUCACAGUGUUCUCGACGACAACAAGUUAUUGACGUUGCCAAAUGGAGAGCGUCUCAAUCUGCCCCCGAACGUUCGCAUCAUGUUCGAGGUCGAGUCCCUCAAGUACGCCACUUUGGCGACCGUGUCACGUUGCGGUAUGGUCUGGUUCAGCGAGGAUGCGGUGACCCCUUCGAUGCUCUACCGCAACUACCUAAACUCGAUUCGCGCCGUUGCGAUCGACUCGGUCGAGGACGAUGCCGCUAUGUCUCGCCCCUCUGCGCGCGGCACCGGAGAAGAUCCGUCAGAAGUCUCGUCCAACCUCGCGACCCAAUGCCUCGUCGCCGAUAAGCUUGAACCGCUAUUCCUCGAUGCCGACGGUCUGGUACCGAAAGCGCUCGCCUUCGCCUCGCGCAUGGACCACAUCAUGGACUUCACAAGUAUUCGUGCGAUCACGACGCUCUUCUCGCUGCUCAACAAGACGAUUCGCAAUGUCGUCGAAUACAAUGCGCAGCACUCGGACUUCCCGCUUAGCCCCGAGCAGGUCGAGUUGUACGUCAUGAAGCGAUUCCUGCUCGCGAUCGUAUGGUCGUUCACCGGUGAUUCGAAGCUCGACACGCGGGCGAGCCUCGGCGACUUUUUGCGAGAGAACUCGAGUCUUGACUUCCCUCCCCUCGGACCGGGGUCGUCGCUCAUCGACUUCGACGUCCACGUUGGGUCCGGGGAUUGGACGUCUUGGCAGAGCGCCGUGCCGACGAUCGAGAUCGACACGCAUGCUGUCUUGUCGGCCGAUGUCGUCAUUCCUACGAUCGAUACGGCUCGUCACGAGGAGGUCCUGUACUCGUGGCUAUCAGAGCACCGCCCCUUGAUGCUCUGCGGUCCGCCCGGUUCGGGUAAGACGAUGACGCUGUUCUCGGCGCUGCGCAAGCUUCCCGACCUCGAGGUCAUCGGACUCAACUUCUCGAGCGCAACGACUCCCGAUCUCAUUCUAAAGACUUUCGAGCAACGCUGCGAGUAUCGCAAGACGCCGAACGGGAUCAUCCUCGCCCCGGCCCAGAUCGGUCGGUGGAUCGUCUUGUUCUGCGACGAGAUCAAUUUGCCGACGACGGACAAGUACGGUACGCAAAAGGUCAUCUCUUUCAUGCGUCAACUCGUCGAGCAAGGUGGCUACUACCGCACCUCGGACAAGGCCUGGGUCAAGCUCGAGCGCAUCCAGUUCGUUGGUGCUUGCAACCCUCCCACCGAUCCCGGUCGAGUGCCGCUCAGCCAUCGAUUCUUGCGACACGCGCCUUUGGUCAUGGUCGACUACCCGGGCGAAACCUCGCUCAAGCAGAUCUACGGCACGUUCGCGCGCGCCUUGCUCAAGGUUGUGCCGACAUUGCGAGCCUAUGCCGAGCCCUUGACGGCCGCCAUGGUCGAAUUCUACCUCGCCUCCCAGCGUCGUUUCACCUCGGACAUCCAAGCGCACUAUGUCUACUCGCCUCGUGAAUUGACGCGCUGGACCCGUGGUAUCUACGAGGCACUGCGCCCUCUCGACAGCCUGCCCUUGGAAGGUCUCGUGCGCGUCUGGGCUCACGAAGCGCUGCGCCUCUUCCAAGAUCGUCUCGUCACGGAGGAGGAGCGUCGAUGGACCGACGAAACAAUCGAUGCCCUGGCGCUCAAGCACUUCCCGACCAUCAAUCGCGAGGAAGCGCUCGCUCGCCCCAUCUUGUACUCGAACUGGCUGUCAAAGCACUACGUCCCCGUUGACCGCGAGCAGUUGCGGGAAUACACCAAAGCUCGACUGCGCGUCUUUUACGAAGAGGAGCUCGAUGUGCCACUCGUGCUCUUCAAUGACGUGCUCGAUCAUGUUCUUCGCAUCGAUCGAGUCUUCCGUCAAGUGCAAGGACAUUUGCUGUUGAUCGGUGUCAGCGGUAGUGGGAAGGUGAGUUGCGACCGUCCAGAUCACCCCACUUUGCGAGCUCAGAGCUGACCCUCUGUGCGUUCUUCUCAGACGACAUUGUCGCGCUUCGUGGCCUGGAUGAACGGGCUAAGCGUGUUUCAGAUCAAGGUGCACAACAGGUACUCCGCGGAAGACUUCGACGAUGAUCUCCGAAGCGUCCUGCGCCGCUCCGGUUGCAAGGGCGAGAAGAUCGCCUUCAUCAUGGACGAAUCGAAUGUGCUCGACUCGGGCUUCCUCGAACGCAUGAACACGCUGCUCGCCAACGCCGAGGUCCCUGGUCUGUUCGAAGGCGACGAGCACGCCGCGUUGAUGACGGCGUGCAAGGAAGGCGCACAACGUGAUGGUCUCAUGCUUGACUCGCCGGAAGAGCUGUACCGCUGGUUCACGACCCAAGUCGCCCGCAAUUUGCACGUAGUCUUCACGAUGAACCCUCCCGCUGACGGGCUCGCGUCUCGUGCGGCGACCUCGCCCGCGUUGUUCAAUCGAUGUGUGCUCGACUGGUUCGGAGACUGGAGCGACCAAGCCUUCUUCCAGGUCGGCAUGGAGUUCACCAACACUCUCGACCUCGACACGCCAUCGUACGCGCCGCCCGCAGCUUUCCCCGUCGCGUAUCGCCAGCUUUCCCUCCCGCCCGUGCACCGCUCGGCGAUUAUCAAUGCGCUCGUCUACGUUCACGCGUCGAUGUACGAGACGAACAGGAGACUGUCACGCCGCCAAGGCCGGACGAACCACGUCACGCCGCGCCACUACCUCGACUUCAUCAACCAGUACGUGCGCAUCUUCAACGAGAAGCGCGACGAGCUCGAGGAGCAACAACGUCAUCUCAACGUUGGACUCGACAAGCUGCACACGACGGUCGUGCAAGUCGAGGAGUUGCGCAAGAGCCUGGCGAUCAAGCGAGGCCAACUCGAGGCCAAGAACGCUGAAGCCAACGACAAGCUCAAGCGCAUGGUUGCCGAUCAGCAGGACGCCGAGCAAAAGAAGGUCGCUUCGAUCGAGAUGCAGGCCGCGCUCGAGACGCAGAAGAAGGAGAUUGCCGAGCGCAAAUCGCUCGUCAUGGGCGAGCUCGCCGAUGCCGAACCGGCCGUCGAGGAGGCGCAGUCCGCCGUCAGCAACAUCAAGAAGCAACAGCUAACCGAGGUGCGAUCGAUGGCGAAUCCACCCGAGGCGGUCAAGCUCGCGAUGGAGUCGGUCUGCACGAUCCUCGGGUUCCAGAUUGACAGUUGGAAGACGGUACAGAGCAUCAUCCGUCGCGACGACUUUAUUGCGAGCAUCGUCAACUUUGAUACGGCCAGCUCGAUGACCCGUCAUCUGCGCGAGAAGAUGCGCCGCGAGUACCUCAGCCGCCCGACCUUCAACUUCGAAACGGUGAAUCGCGCUUCUAAAGCCUGCGGUCCGUUGUGCAAAUGGGUCAUCGCGCAAGUCAACUACUCAGACAUUCUGGACAAGGUCGGACCCCUCCGUGACGAGGUCAUGGCACUUGAGAACCGCGCCGAGACGACGAAGCACCAGGCGUCCGCCAUCAUCACAAUGAUCGCCGAGCUGGAGGCUCGUAUCGUAUCGUACAAGGACGAGUACGCGCUUCUGAUCAGCGAAACUCAAAUGAUCAAGACCGAGAUGGAACGCGUGCAGCAACGUGUCGAUCGGUCCAUCACGCUGCUCGACAGUCUUGGAUCGGAGAAGACCCGAUGGGAGGCUGGAAGUAAGACCUUCGAGGUGCAGAUGAGCACCGUCGCCGGUGAUGUGCUCCUGUCGGCUGCUUUCUUGGCGUACGCCGGCUACUUCGAUCAGUACUACCGCGAGUCGAUGUGGUCUGGAUGGACGGCCCAUCUUGCCGAGGCUGGGAUCAAGUUCAAGCCCGAGCUGUCGCUGUCCGAGUACCUGUCGACAGCUGACGAUCGCCUGUCCUGGCGUGCCAAGUCGCUGCCCGAUGACGACCUCUGUACCGAGAACGCGAUCAUGCUCAAGCGCUUCGAUCGAUAUCCGCUCAUUAUCGAUCCUUCGGGCCAGGCUACGACCUUCUUGCUCAGCGAGUACAAAGACCGCAAGAUCUCCGUCACGUCCUUCCUCGACGAAGCUUUCCUCAAGAAUCUCGAGUCCGCGCUACGAUUCGGAACGCCCCUACUGAUCCAGGACGUCGAGCACCUCGACCCGAUCCUCAAUGCGGUGCUCAACAAGGAGCUACGUCGCGCCGGUGGCCGUGUGCUCAUUCGGCUCGGGAACCAAGACAUUGAUUUCUCGCCCGCCUUCACGUAAGUGACAAUCCGGAUGAGCGUCUGGUCCUUUGUUCAUGUGACUGAUAUGGGGAUCCUUGAAUGCAGGCUCUUCUUGUCGACGCGCGACCCUUCGACCGAGUUCCCCGCCGAUCUUAACUCCCGAGUGACGAUGGUCAAUUUCUCCGUGAGUGAUCGUAAACAGGACGAAAUAUUGCAAGCUUCGAUGACUGAUAUACCUCGCCCACCUGUCUCACCAGAUCACUCGUGCGAGUCUUCAAGCCCAGUCACUCAACCAGGUGCUGCGAGUUGAGCGGCCCGAGACGGAUCGCAAGCGGUCCGACUUGCUGCGCCUGCAGGGCGAGUUCCGCGCCAGGCUGCACCAUCUCGAAAAAUCGCUCCUGUCCGCUCUGAACGAAUCGCAAGGCAACAUCCUCGAUGACGACAAGUAAGUCAUCUCAUUACCGAAUACAUUUGAGGAAGCCCGCUGACUCCCUAGUGACGAUCAUACAGGGUCAUCGAGACACUCGAAACACUCAAGCGCGAGGCGGCCGAUGUCACGCGCAAGGUGGAAGAGACGGAUGCGAUUAUGGCCGAGGUUGAGCAAGUCACGAGCGAGUACCUGCCCUUGGCGCAAGCGAGCAGCUCGAUCUUCUUCAUUCUCGAUGAGCUCAACCUGCUCCACCACUUCUACCAAUUCUCUCUGCGCUUCUACCUCGACAUCUUCGACUAUGUGCUCUUGCGCAAUCCGUCGCUCAAGGGCGUGACCGAUCCUCAGCAGCGACUCUCGAUUCUCAUCGGAGACUUGUUCCUGCACGUCUUCAAACGCACUUCGCGUGCUCUGCUCCACUCCGAUCACGUCGCCCUCGCCGUCCUGCUCGCGCAAGUCAAGCUGCGCAACUCGAACAUCGCUUUUGACGAAUACGAGUUCAGCUUCCUCCUCGAAGGUGGCGAUGGUGCGCCGCCCGAGUCGGCACCGGAGGCGCGUUCGUCGCUCCUCGACUCGACUCAACAGCGUCGACUCCGAUCUUUCGCCCGUCUGGCCUCUUUCAAAGAUCUGCGCGAGCAUAUCGAAGCCAACGAGAAUGAAUGGAAAGCCUUCUUCGUUUCCAGUGCUCCGGAAACCGUCGUGCCGGAGAUCUGGUCGGAUGUGUCUCGUGAGUCCCGGCAGGACAUAAUGGUGCCAAUGGGAGUGGAUUAGCUGACUCCCCACAUCCCCCUUGAUCAGCACUGGUUCUUGCCUUACGCCGAAUUCUUAUCGUCAAGUGCCUGCGGCCCGAACGGCUGCUGCCUGCGUUCGGGGCCUUCGUCAACCUCGUUUUCGAGCGCGACAUGUUUGUCGAAGCGACCUACUCCCUCGAGAGCAUGGUCUCGACCGAGGUCGAUGCGGCGUCGCCCGUGUGCUUGUGCUCCGUUCCGGGCUACGAUGCCAGUUACCGCGUCGACAACCUCGUCGCUACGACCAACAUCAAGUGCGUUUCAGUUGCCAUGGGAUCGCAAGAAGGUUUCGCACUGGCCGACCAAGCCAUCGCCGCCGCCGCUCGCACGGGCCACUGGGUCCUGCUCAAGAACGUGCAUCUCGCCCCUUCGUGGCUCAGUCAACUCGAGAAGCGACUCCAGAGCUUGAAUCCGAACAAGGCCUUCCGACUCUUCCUGACCAUGGAGACGAAUCCGGCGAUCCCGGUCAACAUCCUGCGACAAGGACGAGUUCUGAUGAACGAGCCCCCGCCCGGUAUCCGAGCCAACAUUCUCGAGUCACUCAAGAGCAUCUCGCCGGCCCGCCUAUUGAGUGGCCCUGCUGAGAAGACGCGUCUGUACUUCUUGCUCGCUUGGUUCCACGCCGUCGUUCAAGAGCGUUUGCGCUAUGCCCCGCUGGGUUGGAGCAAGGUCUACGAGUUCAACGACUCCGAUCAAGAGGCGGCUCUGGGAAUGAUCGACUCAUGGCUUUCGGCCACCGCCAAGGGUCGCGCCAAUGUCGACCCCGCUCUCAUCCCGUGGGACGCAAUCCGCAGCCUAAUGCGCGAGUCUGUCUACGGUGGUAAGAUCGACACCGAGUUCGACCAGAUCCUGCUUGACAGCUUCGUUUCGUUCCUCUUCUCGCCGAGGGCUUACGAAGUCAACUUCGAACUCGUGCCGAGCGGGUCUGGCGAAGCCGGCCUCGUUAUGCCUGAUGCGACUCGAUUAGAGCAAUUCGUAUCGUGGGCGAGCGGCUUGCCCGAGCAGGAGCCCCCCUCGUACCUCUCGCUGCCGCCUUCGGCCGAAAAGGUUAUCGCGGUCGCUCAAGGGAAAGCCCUUCUUGCUCGACUGCUGAAGAUGCGUUCGCUCGACGACGACGACGAAACGGUCGCUGUAGACAUCAAGAAGACCGCCGGCUCCGCGUCGCAGCCGGCAUGGAUGCGAGCCCUUCGAGACUCGUGCACCGAAUGGCUCGAGCUUUUGCCUAAGGUGAGCUAUCUCGUCGCACUCAACUACUUCAUUCGCUCGUAUUGACCUUUGCAGCGUUUACAGACUUCGGUGGCCCUCGCAAACCGCAAUGUCGACUCGGUUCACGACCCAUUGGCUCGCUUCUUCGACCGCGAAUGCGCCUUGGGCCAGAGUCUGCUCGCGAAGAUCCGCCAAGACUUGACCAUGAUCAUCCGCGUGUGCGAUGGCGAGCAGAAGCAAACGAACGACAUCCGAUCGUUGCUGCAAGACUUGACGAAGGGAAGCGUGCCAUCGCCCUGGCGCCGAUACCGCUGUCGCGAUCUAGCUGCCGGAGCUUGGAUCGCCGACUUUGCUCAACGCCUCGCUCAACUCGUACGGAUUGUGGAAUCCGGCGGUAAACUCGGCUCGGCUCCGACUUCCCUUGGAUUGUUGUUCCAUCCGCAUGGCUUCGUUACAGCCUCUCGCCAAGCAAUCGCGCAUGCAACGCACACCUCACUCGAGCAAUUGAGUCUCCAACUCGACCUCGAGGAGACCGGUGCGCCCAGAGCGUACACCGUCGAAGGUGAGUCGAUGGUGCUUGGGCGAGUCGGAAGUGAUUCAGAUCGCCUUUGCUGAUUUCUGCCCUCCUAAUUUUCAGGCCUCGCGCUCAUUGGUGCCGAGUGGACGUCCUCACGCCUCGUGCUCAACGAUGGAUCGACGACACGCCUCGCGCCGUCGCAGAUUCGAUGGAUGAAGGCCGAGGAUACCUCUGCUGUAUCAAAGAAGGGCUCAAAUGUCGUUGGUAUUCCCUGCUGGCUCGAUGGCUCUCGCUCCGACGCGCUCUUCACCGUUCAACUUGACGCCGGUUCGACCGAUCCUAGCGCCCUCAGUCAACGCGGAGUUUGCAUCGUUGCGGCCCUGUACUAG